This is a messenger RNA of Neodiprion fabricii, 4754 nucleotides long. Its product is annotated as ATP-binding cassette sub-family C member 4-like. Gene Ontology annotation, cellular component: membrane. The transcript has 18 exons. NCBI's taxonomy places the organism in Eukaryota, Metazoa, Arthropoda, Insecta, Hymenoptera, Diprionidae. Gene Ontology annotation, biological process: transmembrane transport. Gene Ontology annotation, molecular function: ABC-type transporter activity; ATP binding; ATP hydrolysis activity. The record is from RefSeq and is a predicted model, not a curated record. The coding region runs from base 242 to 4510 and encodes 1422 amino acids.
CUGUAAAACGUCGAUAGUACUCAUUUUGUAAAAGUAUUUGAAAAGUGACUGAAUUAAUACUGUUCAGAUCAAGUAUCAAUAGCCAAGUUUUGUGAGUACAUUGCUACCUUAUUUCCACCUUAUUUAGUUGUCAACCAGCAAAGAAUAUCUACUUUUCUUAGAAGAGUGAAAACAAAACAGAGAUAAAGACACGUUCCAAACCGUCUGAAAGCAACGAGACCAACAAAUAGACGGUAAAAAUAUGGUCGCUAAGACGAAAAACAGGGCGAAAAAUCCCCAGGAAUCUGCAAACUUCUUGAGCCGGCUAUGUUUUGGAUGGACGUUACCGAUUUUUUUGAUAGGAAUGAAACGUAAAUUACAGACUGAAGAUCUGUACAAUCCCUUAGAAUCAAACGAAUCCGAAGGUCUCGGGGAUCGUCUAGAAAAAGAAUGGAAGAAGGAGUUGGCGAAGCUGAGCAUUGAGUCAAAGGCGAAAGGGGGUGAAAAAAAGAUGUUAAAGAGACGCCCAAGUCUGAUUUGGCCACUAAUCAGAGUAUUCUGGUUUCAAGCCGUGCUCCAAUGGACGCUAUGCGUCAUCGCACAGCUGAUAUUGCGACCCAUGCAGCCGUUAUGCCAAAAGUGGGUGAUCAGCUAUUUCCGUCACGGUGAAACUGAGAUGUCACAAAACCAGGCUCUUUUAAGCGCUGCUACCCUGUCCUUCGUCACUAUCAGCAUGAUAUUCAUAGACAACCACGCAGUUCUCCGUGCCAGAGAGACCGGAAUGUGCAUGAGGAUUGCUUGCUGUUCGAUUAUUUACAGAAAGGUCCUACGCCUCGACUUGGCUGCGGUAAACAAUAUCGCUGCAGGGAAGGUCGCUAAUUUGAUUAGCAAUGAUGUGGCUCGAUUCGACAAUCUCUUUGUAUACCUCCACUUUAUAUGGAUCGUUCCAUUACAGUUGACUUUGUUUGGGUACAUCAUGUGGAGAGCUGUGGGCUUGGCCACUUUUGCGGGAUUGGCGGUUAUUAUAAUUCAGGCUGUACCCAUCCAAGGAACUUUAUCUCGAGUUACCACCAAGUUGAGAACCCAGAUUGCAGUAAAAACGGAUGAAAGGGUUCAGCUGAUGAGUGAGAUGAUAUCUGGAAUACAGGUGGUGAAAAUGCACUCGUGGGAAAAUUCGUUUGAGACGAUAGUGUCGAAAAUUCGAGCAUUGGAGAUAAAACUAAUUACCUACUCGUCAUAUGUAAGAGGAAUAUCACUCAGUAUGCCGAUAUUUUCUGGACGACUCGCUGUUUAUAUAACAAUGACUGUUUUCGCGCUGAUGGACAAUUCUUUGAAUGCAGAAGUGGCAUUUACGGUAGCCGUAUUAUUAAACAUGUUGCGAAUAUCGUGUACUUACGAGUUUUCGCAAGCAAUCUAUCAGACUGGGGAGGCCUCUGUCUCUUUGGAGAGAAUAACGGACUUCUUACUGUUGGCCGAAGUAGAGGAGCCAAAGAAUUUUGAAGCUGAAUCACUUAGUGCAAUCCAGGAACGUAAAGAACAUGCAACAAAUGCAUCGCUAGAGCCCAGAAUAACAGAAGAACUGGAGUCUUUACUGGAGGACAAAGAACAAUCCAACGAGAAGUCUGCAUUGUCGGUGAAUGGACUAAGAAGGAAUGUGAUCGGUACAACAGAUGAAAAGUUCAAAAACGGAAUUGGGGUUGAAUUGGUCAACGUCGCUGGAAAUUGGAUCAGUGGUCAGCUGCCACCAACUUUAUGCGAAGUUUCGAUGAAGGUAAAGAGUCAAUCGCUCUCCAUGGUUGUGGGGUCCGUUGGAUCAGGAAAAUCAUCGUUGCUGCAUCUCCUACUAGGGGAGUUGUCAGUCGGAGCUGGAAGAUUGUCUUUUUACACUAACGAAAACAAUGACAAAAACAGAAUCAGCAGUCGAGACAUUUGCAUCUCUUACACUAGUCAAGAUCCCUGGCUCUUCUCUGGUACCAUACGCGACAACAUUCUCUUUGGCCAGGCCUUCGACAGAAAGCGAUAUGAAGACGUGACGAGCGUUUGCGCACUCGUUAAAGACUUUGAGCAGUUACCUCAAGGCGAUUUGAGCUUCGUUGGGGACAGAGGCGUUUCUUUGUCGGGAGGCCAGAGAGCUCGGAUCAAUCUGGCCAGAGCCAUUUACAAAGACGCCGAUAUUUACUUGCUUGACGAUCCUUUGAGCGCUGUUGAUACUCAUGUCGGCCGUCAAUUGUUUGAAGAAUGCAUCAAAGGUUUCCUAAAUGGUAAAACACGGAUCGUUGUUACUCAUCAGCUGCAAUACCUGCGGCAGAGUGACUACAUUAUUGUUCUUGAUCGGGGAACCGUGAAACGUCAAGGCACAUAUGAUGAGGUAACCCAGAAUGGUCUGCAGGCAAUUACUUCUUUCAGGAAGAAAAACUCUAAUGAAGCCGAAAAGGCGGACGAAAAUAGCGAGGAAAACAUGGAAGACGAGGCUUCAUUCAUAACUGGGAGCGGCACUCAAGAUUCAAAAGAUGCUCCUGAGGAUGCCAAAGGAUCUGAAGAUAUCGGUGAAGAGGAGAUGACAAGAAAAAAAUCAUCAUUUCAAGUAUUCACGAGCUACUUCAAGGCAGGUGGUAACUUCUGUUGGCUCACCUGGCUUAUAGCAAUUUUCGUAAUUGCAAUGACGGUACCAAUUGCGAACGAUUAUUGGCUGACUUACUGGAUUAAUCAUAAUGUCGUCGUAUUCGUGUCAGAAUCAAACGAGUCCGUUUCUGAAAACUUGACGAGUAAACGAGAUCAGACUACAAAUGUUUCUGCAGGGAUAUUUUCCGCAGACAAAUCGCGAUGGUUCGAUGAAGCCGGAUUGCUGCGUAAAAAUGUAGCAGUCGAAGUUUACACAGCGGUAAUCAUAGCAACCGUUUUCCUAAAUAUACUGAGCAGCUUGAUUUUCAUGAGAAUAUGCAUGAACGCCAGUCGCAAUAUCCACAACUCCAUGUUCGCCAACCUUUUGCGGGCUCCGAUGAGAUUUUUUAACACCAACCCAAUCGGGAGGAUCUUAAAUCGAUUCUCAAAGGAUGUGGGUACAAUGGAUGAACUCCUGCCGCAAGCAUUCAUGAUGGCAUCUCAGAUUUUUACUAUGGUGUUGGGAAUAUUCGGCAUUGUUACCAGUGUAAUGCCAUUGAUGGUCAUACCUGUAAUAAUCACUAGUGGACUGUUAUGUUUCGUCAUAAUCUACUCUCUCGAAACUAUUCGAGAUAUUAAACGACUCGAAGGAAUCACCAAGAGUUCAGUAUUCUCGCAAGUCAGCUAUACCUUGGAUGGUCUUACGACUAUACGGAGCCAUGGUACGCAAGUGGAGAAAAUGCUGCGGAUGGAAUAUGAUCAUCACCAAGACGAUCACACUGGUGCCUCUUACCUGACCUAUGCCACGUUGGUUGCAUUUGCGUGCACCGUCGAUCUUAUUUCGUGCCUUUUCACUACUUCUGUUUGUUUCUCGUUCAUUCUGCUGAAUAAUGGUAGCCUUCUCAGUGGAACUGUGGGUUUGGCGAUUUCACAAUGCCUAAUGUUGACUGGUGCGAUUCAACUUGGAGCAAGGUUAUUCUCCGAGGCAGUUUCCCAGAUGAUCUCAGUAGAAAGAAUUCUUCAAUAUACAAAUUUACCUCAGGAGGGACCCUUCACAACUGACAACCCUCCCCCGCCCACUUGGCCAUCUAAUGGUGGUUUGGUUUUUAAUCAAGUCUCCAUGAAAUAUGCCGAGGACAAACCUUCAGUACUCAAGGAUCUGAAUUUGAGAAUAAAGCCUGGCUGGAAAGUUGGCAUAGUGGGAAGAACUGGUGCUGGAAAAUCUUCGCUCAUCUCGGCGCUGUUCCGAUUGACCGGAGACGGAAUCGAGGGCGAAAUAUUAUUAGACGGGAUAGAUACAAAGUCAAUCGGGCUGCAAGAUCUACGUCCUCGAAUCUCGAUUAUUCCCCAAGAACCAACCUUGUUCUCAGCAAGUCUUCGCUACAAUUUAGACCCAUUCAACCAGUAUUCAGACGCUGACCUGUGGGACAGCCUGCGGGAAGUCGAACUUGAGAACUUGUCAUCAUCGCUUGACUUUCGAGUAGCCACCAAUGGUGCCAAUUUUAGUGUUGGACAGCGGCAGCUUAUCUGUUUGGCCAGAGCUAUUCUGAGAAAUAAUCGACUACUCGUGCUUGACGAAGCAACCGCCAACAUUGACCAAAGAACUGAUGCUCUGAUCCAAAAGACCAUAAGACGGAAAUUUGCUGAUUGUACGGUUUUGACGAUAGCUCAUCGUCUGAACACGAUUAUGGACAGUGACCGAGUCUUGGUCAUGGAGAGAGGCCGCAUUGAGGAAUUUGGCCACCCGUACUUUCUGUUGAAAAAUCCAAAUGGCCGUUUCUCUCAAAUGCUUCAACAAAUGGGAAAAACGACGGCGGAAAAACUCUCACAGAUCGCUGAAAGCGCUUAUCAUUCAAGCCUCGAGUACAAAGAAAUGGACGAUAUUAUGAUUAUUCCUGCCAAUAUUACAACGUCGACGGAUCAUCAAUAGAUUCAUAAUCAAAAAAGCUGAACUAUAUUCCUGAGUUAUUUCUCAUAUCAAUCAAUCAGUUAUCUAUGAAUUAUGCUUUCUAGACGCAUAUAGACUGACGGAAACUCAUGAUUGCUCCAAUUUUGAGUUUAUUGUGAAAAAAUAUGUAAAAAAUCACCGCAACAUUUCAUUAUAUUAGAUGUGAAAUGUCAGCUGGCGGAUAUUCGAUACGAGAAAAAUAUAAAUGCAUAAUACUGUUCGCGAA